Messenger RNA from Salmo salar (Atlantic salmon), 3761 nucleotides. NCBI's taxonomy places the organism in Eukaryota, Metazoa, Chordata, Actinopteri, Salmoniformes, Salmonidae. The record is from RefSeq and is a predicted model, not a curated record.
CACCUCCUGUGAGUGAUCUCAUGGUGCACCUGUUUGAUUAUCUAUUAGACAAAACUGUACCCAAAAGUGGCAUAUCGCGAAAGAGCGAAUUGACAGAGGAGCGCGCAUCUUGUUACUGACAUCAGAGAGAGAGAGAGAGAGAGAGAGAGAGAAGGCAGACCGGUCCCUUCUUGCAGGCGACAGAUGCAGCCUCUCCCACCUCGCCAGUCUCUUGCAUCCAUUCCUACGCUGAACGCGUCACUGCCAGUAAAAGCGUUUGUUUGAUAUGUGGAGCAGGCAAAUCAGGGCAGAAGAAUGAAAAUGCUUCGGUUUCGUAGUCCAAGCCUCCGCUCUCUGGAUCAAGAGAUCCAGGUCACGAUUCGGUUACUGGAUGACUCGGAGAUCUCGUGCUGCAUCCAGAGAGAAACCAAGGGCCAGUUCCUGGUGGAUCAUGUGUGUAACCAUUACAGCCUCCUGGAGAAGGACUACUUUGGCAUCAGAUAUGUCGACCCAGAGAAACAGAGGCACUGGCUGGAGCCCAAUAAACCCAUAGUGAAGCAGAUGAAGUCUCAGCAGCCCUACACAAUGUGCUUCCGGGUCAAAUUCUACCCUCACGAGCCAAUGAAGAUCAAAGAGGAGCUCACCAGGUAUCUACUCUAUCUGCAGCUGAAGAGGGACGUCUACCACGGUCGUCUCUUGUGCCCCUUUGCUGACGCAGCCUACCUGGGGGCCUGUAUCGUACAGGCUGAACUAGGGGACUAUGACCAAGACGAACACCCGCCAGACUACAUCCAAGACUUCAAACUGUUCCCCAAGCAGUCGCUUAAACUGGAGAGGAAGAUCAUCGAUAUUCACAAGAAUGAGCUGAGGGGGCAGUGUUCUGCUCUGGCCGAGCUUCAUCUCCUCCAGAGGGCACACAACCUGGAGACAUACGGAGUGGACCCUCACCCCUGCAAGGACUUCACAGGAUCCACAGCCUUCCUGGGAUUUACUGCCACUGGGUUUGUGGUGUUCCAGGGAAACAAGAGAAUCCACCUGCUCAAAUGGGCUGAUGUCAACAAACUGAAGUUUGAGGGGAAAACAUUCUAUGUCAUUGGAAUUCAGAAAGAGAUCUCUCUCACGGGCAGGAUGCACUGUAACAUGAAGAAACUAGUGCUGACGUUCCACACCUCUACCCCAGCGGCGUGUAAACAUUUGUGGAAGUGUGGGGUGGAGAACCAAGCAUUUUACAAAUGUGCAAAGUCAAGCCAGAUCAAGACUGUGUCCAGCAGUAAUAUUUUCUUCAAGGGAAGCAGGUUUCGGUACAGUGGAAGAGUUGCAAAAGAAGUCAUCGAAGCCAGCUCCAAGAUCCAGAGAGAACCACCGGAGGUGCAUAGGUUACACUUUGGGCAGAGCAGAAGCUUCAACUCACUGAGCCACAAAAACCUGAUCAUAAACAUGGAGCCUCUUGUCCCAGCAAUGCCCUCCACCAAUGAGUAUGAAGAGACCUCGGCAGACAAUGGACUACUGGCUCUGAAGGACUCUGUUCACUUGUCCCCCCUGAAGCCAUCCACCACCCCCACGGAACGAGAGCUAGAGUGGCUGGAGGGCUCUGCUCUGGGGCAGCGCAAGGAGGAGGAGGCCCCUACCAGGGCUGGGGGGGAGGCAGAGGGGCAGGAAGAGGAUGAGGAGGAGGAGAAGGAAGAGGAGACUAGUGGAGUCCUGACCAUCUCUGAGUUGGUGUACAACCCCUGUGCCAGCAUGCUGCCCACGCCGGUGGAUGAUGGCCAGGGAGGGGUUGACCUGCUGUUCCAGAGCCCCAUCCAGAGCCCUGCUCGCCUGCUGAGAGAGCUACAUGCUGACCCUGACAUCCAGGCCCAGCUGGUGGCCGAGAGGGUGCGUGACCGUGCCUUCGAGCGUGCACGUGUGGUGGGGAGGAGCAUGCUAGGUAGCGGGCUUCGCCUCCUGACGAGGAAUGAGCGGGUGAACACGUGCGUGCUGAGCGCGGUCCGCCUCAUCGCCAUGGUGAUAGGGGUGCUGCUGGUUGCCGUACCGAUGCUGCUGCUGCUGCUGGAGUCGGACAUAGACGUGUCGUUUUUGCACGAGAUCAGGCAGACACCGGAGUUUGAGCAGUUCCAUUACGAGUACUACUGCCCGCUGCGUCGCUGGAUCCUCUGUAAGAUCAGCAUGGCCAUGGAGAGGCUGGGAUGGGACUGAAGAGGAGAGGAGACAUAGGAGUGGAAAGAGAAAUGGAGGAGUAGGAGGAGGAGGAAAGUUGAGGGAGGGUUGCUUUCACUCUGUACCAUGUUUCUGUCUGCUCGCUCCUGAUGCUGACAAGCUGAUGGGUAUUGGUUGUGAUUGGACAGUGAUUUUCUAGUAGGUACGAGACAAAUAUGUCUCUGGAGCUCAUUUGAUUGACUCUCCUCUUCAUAACAGAGUCAGUGAUUGAUCCCAGACACUGUCAGUAAUGGCGGAGUGGGCGGGACAGAGAGAGAACAUAGAUCUGAGAGCAACCCUGUAUCACUGGCAACAUAACAGCCACAGCCUAUAGAUAGAUACACUACAUGACCAAAAGUAUGUGGACACCUGCUUGUUGAACAUCUCAUUCCAAAAUCAUGGGCAUUAAUAUGGAGUUGGUCCCCCCUUUGCUGCUAUAACAGUCUCCACUCUUCUGGGAAGGCUUUCCACUAGAUGUUGGAAUAUUGCUGCGGGGACUUGUUUCCAUUCAGCCAAAAGCGCAUUAGUGUGGUUGGGAACUGAUGUUGGGCAAUUAGGCCUGGCUCACAGUCGACGUUCCAAUUCAUCCCAAAGGUGUUAGAUGGGGUUGAGGUCAGGGCUCUGUGCAGGCCAGUCAAGUUCUUCCAUACUGAUCUUGACAAACCAUUUCUAUAUGGACUUCGCUUCGUGCAUGGGGGCAUUGUUAUGGUGAAACAGGAAAGGGCCUUCCCAAAACUGUUACCACAAAGUUGGAAGCACAGAAUCAUCUAGAAUGUCAUUGUAUGCUGUAGCAUUAAGAUUUCCCUUCACUUGAUCUAAGGGGCCUAGUCCUAACCAUGAAAAACAUCUCCAGACCAUUAUUCCUCCUCCACCAAACUUUACAGUUAGCACUAUGCAUUCAGGCAGGUAGCGUUCUCCUGGGAUCCGCCAAACCCAGAUUCGUCCGUCAGACUGCCAGAUGGUGAAGAGUGAUUCAUCACUCCAGAGUCGAAUGGCGGCAAGCUUUACACCACUCCAGCCGACGCUUGGCAUUGUGCAUGGGGAUCUUAGGCGUGUCUGUGGAUGGAAACCCAUUUCAUGAAGCUCCCAACAAACAGUUCUUGUUCAGAGGCAGUUUGGAACUCGGUAGUGAGCACUCGGCGGUCCCGUUCUGUGAGCUUGUGUGGCCUACCACUUCGCGGCUGAGCCAUUGUUGCUCCUAGAUGUUUCCACUUCACAAUAGCAGCACUUACAGUUGACUGGGAAAGCUGUAGCAGGGCAGAAAUUUGAAGAAAUGACUUGUUGGAAAGGUGGCAUCUUAUGACAGUGCCACGUUGAAGGCCACUGAGCUCUUCAUUAAGGCCAUUCUACUGCCAAUGUGUGUCUAUGGAGAUUGCAUGGCUGUGUACUCGAUUGUAUACACCUGACAGCAACGGGUGUGGCUGAAAUAGCCCAAUCCACUAAUAUGAAGGGGUGUCCACAUACUUUUGUAUAUAUAGUGUAUAUAUGUAUAUUUACAAAAAAAAUGAAUAUUGAUCAUAAUAAAUCUUUAAAGUUCUUUUUAAUGUUUUGUAAAAAAAUAAAUGUGAUGCAAAGUAUUUCAGGAA